AUGGCCGACCCAACAGACCCAAACCACCUGGGGACCUUCAUUCGCAUGAAAGCACUCCCACCCGCGCAACUUCCACACCAUCCAGACCUGGCAUCCCUACAAUCCGGCGGAUCGCCCCACGAGCUGGGAGACUUCGUACAUGCGAUCCUAGAAGAAGGACAACAAUUCAUGACAGGCUACCUACCGAAGCAUUUCAAAGUCAAAGACACACACAAACAUUCCCCACCCUCCAAAGCCACCGUCGAGCUUCUACAUCACCAGAUCAGCGCCCAUGAUCUGCCGCAAGAAGGCCGUACGCAAGGUCGAUCAGAGUCCUGGUAUGCUCGGUCGAGCAUUCACGAGAACGCGGCAAAGCAUGGCACAGCAAGCUGGGAAGAGUUCGAUGCAGGGCUCAGAAAAGAUCACAGUCAACAUGAGAAGGACUACACACCCGACGUAGAAGACGCGCACAAGGUUCUUGAUUGGCGCGAUGAGCUUCAACGUUUUGGACAUGCUGUGGGACAAUGGACGGAUGUGGAGAUGUAUCUCAUGGAGAUGGUGCACAACCUUCCAUUCCCAUUACAAACACGAGUGUUCACUGUCCUGGUACUGGCUGGCAAGAAGGGGCAUACAGAGUUCGUCGAUGUCCAGAUACCGGUGGACAUGUCAAAGGUUCCGAACGCAAAGUACGCCAAAGACUCGAAGUACACCCCGGGCAUAUACUGCAGUAUCGAACGAGGCGAACUUCUGGAAGACGGCGCAAAGGUCAAGUGGCAGAUGGGCACUGCGAGCGAUGCUGGAGGAAACCUUCCCAUGUGGGUCCAGAAGCUCGGAAUUGGCGGAGCAGUCGUCAAAGACGUCGGCUUGUUCAUGGAAUGGCGUGACAAGGAACGGAAGGGAAAGGCUUGA
Zasmidium cellare ATCC 36951 is the source of this 888-nucleotide messenger RNA. RefSeq lists its product as uncharacterized. Lineage: Eukaryota; Fungi; Ascomycota; Dothideomycetes; Mycosphaerellales; Mycosphaerellaceae. The record is from RefSeq and is a predicted model, not a curated record. Bases 1 to 888 code for a protein of 295 amino acids. The transcript has a single exon.